CCAGUUCUCGUUCCUCGAACCUUGACAAAUACUUGAUGAUCUACGGAUUGGACGGCCUGAAUCCCCUUAGGCCGCCAGACCCCUUCCUCAUAUGUGACAAAAUGCCGUAUAAUAUCACGCCUCUCGCAUCAUGCCUAUUUUACCCUCGUCCGCCUCCUGUUCUCCCGCAGCACAUCUUGGAGCUACCCUUUGACAAGAUCAUGUGCCGGUAUAACAACCUCACAACAAUAGUUGAUAAUUACUUACGCUGGCAUGGACUACAAGUGUUCGGCUGGUGGACGAAGCAAGAUUUGGAGCUUGCUACUUCAGGGAAGAUGCCGGCAUUCGCAGAGGCACUAUCGGAUCGACCUGCGAUCCCACCAUAUAUCCUACAAACCCCUUUCGGUAUCGUCCUUCUAGGCGCCCCCGUGAUGUCUCAUUUAAUCGAAAGAUAUCAUAAGGAUCUGGGGUUCGACUACUUCGGCUUUUUCCUUAACGAUCCGAGGGUUAAAUUGAGCGAGCCCGAGCUUGAAACCGACGAGGGAUCAGAUGGAUCUGAUAUCUCAAUGGACAGUCUUUUCUAG
This is a messenger RNA of Xylaria bambusicola, 563 nucleotides long. RefSeq lists its product as uncharacterized. The record is from RefSeq and is a predicted model, not a curated record. NCBI's taxonomy places the organism in Eukaryota, Fungi, Ascomycota, Sordariomycetes, Xylariales, Xylariaceae. The coding region runs from base 36 to 563 and encodes 175 amino acids. The transcript has a single exon.